Molecule: messenger RNA, 6726 nt
Organism: Petromyzon marinus (sea lamprey)
Lineage: Eukaryota; Metazoa; Chordata; Hyperoartia; Petromyzontiformes; Petromyzontidae
Gene: MARCHF6
Product: membrane associated ring-CH-type finger 6
Biological process (GO): ERAD pathway
Cellular component (GO): endoplasmic reticulum membrane
Molecular function (GO): zinc ion binding
Source: RefSeq, a predicted model, not a curated record
CUAGACAGGCGCUUUAACCAUCUAAGCCACGGCGCCGCCCGUUGCCCGGUUGUGUCGCCCACUCUCUUAUGCCUCUACUCGCCUCACCCUCCCUCCCUCCCCACCACGUCCUGCUCGCCGUGUGUUAUUAAACAAUGUAAUCGGUAGCAUGAGAUAACGCUCGGGAGCCGUUGCGAGGAUUAAAACCGCGCUCGCGCUUUAAGCGCCGCUUGUCCAGCACGUGGCGCAUUUUGGAGAGUUCGGAAGAUCGAGUGGUGGUUGGUGGUGGGGGGGAAGGUUGGCCGUGCGGUGUCUUAGUGAGUCAGUCAUGUACGUGACCCGCCCGGGCACAUCGGCCGUUCGCCUUUGUUUUUACGGCUAGUAUUGUUGCCGCUUUAAGAGAGGUCGCAGUUGUCGCCGGAGGCGCGCAGGGGGGUUUGUAUUGUCGAGGGUGGUUUAUUUUUUUUUAAUGGCGACGACGUCGAGGUGACGACGAGGUCUCGACAUGGAGCUCUCCGACGAAGAUAUCUGCCGGGUGUGCCGGUCGGAGGGGACUGUGGACAAGCCGCUCUUUCACCCUUGCGUGUGCACGGGCAGCAUAAAGUUCAUCCACCAGGACUGCCUGUUACAAUGGCUCAAGCACAGCAGGAAGGAGUACUGCGAACUCUGCAAGCACCGCUUCACGUUCACGCCAAUUUACUCUCCGGACAUGCCGCCACGCUUGCCAGUUGGCGACGUGGUGGCGGGGCUGCUGGCCAGUGUGGGCACGGCGCUGCGGUUCUGGUUCCACUACACGCUGGUCGCCUUCGCGUGGCUCGGGGUCGUGCCGCUCACCGCCUGUCGGAUAUACAAGUGCCUCUUCACGGGCUGCGUGAGCUCGCUGCUCACCCUUCCCAUGGACAUGUUGUCAACGGAGAACAUCCUGGUGGACUGCCUGCAGGGCUGCCUGGUGGUCACGUGCACGCUCUGCGCCUUCAUCAGCCUCGUGUGGCUGCGCGAGCAGAUAAUGCACGGUGGCGCACCUCCCUGGCUCGAGCAGAACCACCUCGCCGCCCGUGCCGCGCAGCACCAGCAGCAGCAGCACCCGCAGCAGCAGCAGCAGCCGCAGCAGCCUGACGGACAACAGCUCGACCCCGAGCCUCCGGGCGAGGCCCGGGUCGCCCAGGCUCUGCCGGCCGAUGCCGAGGACGACGAGGACGAGGAAAACGUGGACGAAGGGGACGAGGAGGAAGAGCAAGCGGGCGACAACGCCAAUAACGAUGCGCAGGAAGACAUGAACUGGAAUGCCUUGGAGUGGGAUCGAGCAGCCGAAGAGCUGACCUGGGAACGGAUUCUGGGGCUUGAUGGGUCACUCAUAUUCCUGGAGCACGUGUUUUGGGUGGUGUCGCUCAACACUCUGUUUAUUCUGGUCUUCGCAUUCUGUCCUUACCACAUUGGCCAUUUCUCCGUGAUCGGCCUGGGAUUUAAAGACUUUGUGGAGGCGUCGCACUUUGAGGGCCUCAUCACCACCAUCGUGGGCUACGUGCUGCUGGCGUUCACCCUCAUUCUCUGCCACGGUCUGGCGUCGCUCGUGCGGUUCCAGCGCUCGCGCCGCCUGCUCGGCGUCUGCUACAUCGUCGUGAAGGUGUCUCUUCUGGUGGUGAUGGAGAUUGGAGCGUUCCCUCUCGUUUGCGGAUGGUGGCUCGACAUCUGCUCUUUGGAGAUGUUCGACGCCACCAUGAAGGAUCGCGAGGCCAGCUUCCAGUCUGCGCCCGGAACAACGAUGUUCCUGCACUGGCUCGUCGGCAUGGUCUACGUCUUCUACUUCGCCUCGUUCGUCUUGCUGCUGCGAGAGGUGCUGCGGCCGGGCGUGCUGUGGUUCCUGCGCAACAUCAACGACCCGGACUUCAAUCCCGUGCAGGAGAUGAUCCACCUGCCGCUCUUCCGGCACGCUCGCCGCUUCCUGCUGUCCACGGUUGUGUUCGGCUCCAUCGUCGUGCUCAUGCUGUGGCUGCCCAUCCGCAUCAUAAAGGGGACCCUGCCGAGCUUCCUGCCGUACAACGUCACGCUGUACAGUCGCAACAACGGAGGGCAGAGGAGUGACGCUUACAACGCCGGGCGGCUAAAACGCAGAAAUUGGCACAGUGGGGAGCACAGUGACGCCCCUGUGAGCGAGCUGUCGCUGGAGCUACUGCUGCUGCAGGUGGUGCUGCCGGCGCUGCUGGAGCAGGGCCACACGCGCCACUGGCUCAAGGGGCUUCUCCGAGCGUGGACGCGCACCGCCGCAUACUUGCUGGACCUUCACUCCUACCUCCUCGGAGACCAGGACGAAGAGAACGAAAACAACGCCGAGAACGCGCGCGAGGAGGAAGAGGAGGAGGACGAUGACGACGGCGAGGAGGAAGAAGAGGACGACGAUGACGACGAUGAAGACGACGACGAGGAGGAGGUGGCGGAGGAGGAGCUGCUGCCGCCCCUCCUUGCUGCCGGGCGCAAUGGGAUUGCCGUCCCCAUAGUGGAGGGGCUGCACGCGGCGCACCAGGCCAUGCUGCAGCAGGGCGGCCCGACGGAGUUCCAGCCGUACACGCGGCCCCUGCACUUCACCCUGCGUAUCUUCCUGCUCAUUGGCUGCAUCUGCCUGACGCUGCUGUCGUCCAGCCUCACGUGCCUGGUCGUGCCAGUGUUGGCAGGCCGUUACAUCAUGAGCAUGUGGGCGGGCGGGCUGAAGCUGCACGAGCUGUACACGGCAGCGUGCGGGCUGUACGCGUGCUGGCUGGCGGCGCGCGGCGCCACCGUGCUGGCAUCGUGGGCCCCGCAGGGCCGGCGCGUGCUGCUGCAGCGCCUCAAGGAGCGCACGCUCAUGGUUCUGAAGACCCUGCUGGCGGCGUUCCUGCUGGCGGGCGUCGUGCCCCUGCUGGUCGGGCUGCUCUUCGAGCUGGUGGUCGUGGUGCCCCUCCGCGUGCCACUGCACCAGACGCCGCUCUUCUUUCCCCUGCAGGACUGGGCGCUCGGAGUGCUGCACACGAAGAUCGUCGCCGCCAUCACACUCAUGGGCCCCCAGUGGCGGCUCAAGGCUGCGAUAGAGCAGGUGUACGCCAACGGCCUGCGCAACCUGGACAUGCGCGUGCUGCUGCUGGAGCUGACGGGCCCCGUGACGGCCGCCCUGCUGCUCGCCCUCUGCGUGCCCUACGCCGUCUCCUUUGGGCUCGUGCCACUGCUCGGCCUGUCAGCCGAGACACAGACGCUGGCGGAGCGGCGCGUGUACCCGUGCCUGCUCGGAGGCUGCCUGGUGCUCGGCGUGCUGGGAGCUCAGCUGCGGCAGUUCCGCCGUCUCUACGAGCACAUCAAGAACGACAAGUAUCUCGUUGGUCAGCGGCUCGUCAAUUACGAACGGAAGAGUGGCAGGAGCAGCGCUUUGCCCUCAGACCUGUGACGAGAGCCGUUUUGACUCACGCCACGCCAACGAUGCCCCUCUACCCGCCGAAAUAUUUUCGCGUGCUUUGAAUUUUCCGAAACUUGGGAUGUGACCGAAGUAAAUGUGUGCGCUCGUGUGCGCUCUUGCGCGUCAGCCACUCAGAUUCGCGAGCGGACUCUCUCCGCCGCUCCUCGGAACUGGAAAAAUCGGCACGGAAUUUGUGCAAUGUCGUCCUUUACUGCUCGCUACUCUUCUGCGCUCUUUGCCGAACCCCGCAUUUGCCGAAUUGGGCAGAGGAAGCCGUCGAAGAUCCGAGUUGUUGGCUGCGUUCAGCGGUUCCGCACUCGGGAGACACAAAGACGCAAGCACGACACAGAGACAUUAAAAACAACACACAAACCGGAACUGCAGUUGGGCAGCCUGACCCAGGACAGGGGUGGACUGAUUUUCAGCGUGGGGCGACCCGAUGAACCGGCCCCAGAGUAAGACUGAGGAGCUGUCCGAAUUCGCCAAGAAAGCCACGUUCUAAAUGAAAUAUUAAUGUAUGCCGAAGGUUGUGAGCUUGCACAGUAACAGUUUUAUUUAAGGUGCUGCCCUUUUGCGGGAGGGAGGGGGUGUAGAACAGUAUUGCAUGAGGACAGGGCACCCUUUCAGUAUUUUUAAUGUGGCAGUUACAAAAGUGUUUGUUGACCCAUGAAACCAGAUCCGUUAGGGAAUGCAACUCACCGGGCCAACGGCAACCUGUGCACGGGGAAACCGUGCGUUCAAAAACUUCCAAUUGGUAGAAACGGCUACAGUUGGCGAUAUGCAUAUAGUGGAAGAUAUAAAUGUGUAAACUGCGUCUUGGCUUGUACGGGCAAUGAAAUAUUUUAAACUUUUCGGCACAGCCACCCACCGCCUGCAGUGAGUGCUGCUCGUGCCAAAUGCCGACUGCGCCGCCACUUCACCGCGUGGUGGCAAGGAUUAACCGUGGACGUUCCCACAAAUUUAAAAAUGUCGCAAAAUCACCCCACGGGGGAGGGGGGGGGGCGGUGGUGGGUGGGUGGGUUGGCGCGGCGCCCCCUCUGAAAAAAAAGGCCGUCCGGCAUCCAGCGUCCGUCGUGUUUGUCUUCUUCGAUGGCGUUGCGCGUCACGUCGUUCUCCCUCGAGACGUCAUUGUUUUCGAUGCCAGGCAGCAACGUGCACCUGUGUGCGGGAUGGUCUCUGUUGCCUCCGGCGGCAGGGUGGGGAUAAAGUUGAGAGAUGUGCGAUGCUGGGAGCCGUCGAGCUGCGCCUUCCUUCGUUACAGAGCAGAACUACUGACGGGGGCGGGGGGGGGGGCGGAAACCCUUCGCCGUGCUUGCAUCUCUGUCCCCGAGUUUCUUGGUUUGAUGUUGACGAGGGAUCCACGCGAGCGCCCUUUGCCCGGCGUUCGCGUGCUCGACGAACCCUUGCGGGGUUGCACCAUUCGGGCUCGAGGUGCGAGGUAGAUCCCUGCUGAACGAUGCAUUUGCAGAGACGGUGUAGGAGCACAGGUGUGUUGAUCGGGAUAUUGAGGCAGUACCGCUCAGAGGCUGUGUUCGUGUCCCUCGGGGUUGUCACGGUUGGUCGUGUUUGCAGGUGCUAACACGUGACGGUCUCACCACGUGGCUCCACAAAGCAAAUUUCUGAAUUCGGUCAUUUGCACUUUAUAUUGGGCAAAAUCACGCUUUAAGGGUGUUGCAAACAAAACAUGUUUUAGGCACUGCAAAGUGAAUGCAGUAACAACUAAAUGUUACACGAGCAAUAAUUCCACUAGUCCACCUUGCCCAGAGUUCCACCCACGGCGCUAAGGGGUGCUGGCUCUUUGACCCAACACAAGGUGGGUUGAAGAGCCACACAUUUCCAUUGCGAUGUCACCCAGUCUGGGCCGCCAGUGUCGACCCUGGUACCAGCCAGCUGGUCCUGUGGCACGUGAAUAGCCUAGGGCAGGCUAUACAUGGAGAAAAUACGUGUCCUGACGUAUACACGGGGAAACUGUGUAUAUGUAGCCUUGGCAAUAUCGAUGGCAGCUCUGUAAAUCCCGGCCACAUGGGCAGAGGUUAUAGCCUAGUUGACAGCUUAGUGAAGGCCAACCCAGGCCUCCACUCGGCUAUCCAGACCCCACAGGCCUUCCUUGUUUGGCUAAGCACACCGUAAUCGGGGUGGAAUUGGAUCACUGACAGAGAUUUUCAGUGACGAUUCUAGUGGGCCGUAAUUCGCCGUAAUCGCCAUUCUGGUGGGCUGCAUUUGGCAAUAAUUAGUCGAGAUAAGCAUAGCCGAUUGCUGGGAGAAGUUAGAUGUGUAAUGAAAUUUCAAAAGAACCCGGUUGUUUCGCACACAUGCCCCAUGGCAGAGUCCCCGUGAGAAUCCCGUCCGAACAAAUUAAGGCUUUUUAAACGCGGGAAUUUGUGGAAGUAACACAAUUCCCCCUUGGAAACCGCGCAAGGUGGAAAUUGUAGAAGUCGCCUAAGACAGUUCCUGUGGGAAUUUCCUUGUCGCAAUAUGUGCACGCUAAUUAAAGUUUUAACCAAACAACUGCAGCGGGAUCCUUUGCACAGUCAACGUGAACGGUGGCGACGCUUAACGAGACUGAAUAACCCCAUUUCACCACGCGCGGGUUUCAGCUCGUGCGCGGUCAACGCACGGAUGAGCAGUGUUACCGCCGGUCAAGGCCAGAUUCAAAUCCAUCGCAGCGGGAACACACUCGGAUGGAGGCUUGACGCGAAACAGAUUCAGCAGCACUCAAGGGCUAACACGGCAAUGGGUGCUGCUCGGUCUGUUCGACCGCCGCUGAUGUGGCUCAUCACAUUCUCGAACGCACAGCGUUAAGGAACCGCGUGCUAUUUUACUUGCGUUUUCAUCGGAACCUGGCAGCUUGUGCUGUGUUUGGCCUUUCAAACGUAUAUAUGAAAUGUUCGUUUUGGAACAGCUGAAAACUAUAUGUAUGCUAGUUGAAUUUUUUCUUCUGUUCGUGGUUAAUGUCACUCGCACGGUUGCACAUGGGGGUGCCACGUGUUUCUCAUUCAGUUCCCUGGGAAUAGACGUCUUCGUAAAUUUACAUCCAAUAAACAUCCAUGUUUUAAACAUUGAUUGCCAUAGGGAUGUUCACUUUACUACUGGUCCUUCGUGUGCCAAGAUUGAGAUCAAAUUGGCCAGAGGUUUCUCAAUCUCCCAGUCCUCGUGACUUUUCACAUUUACCAAUAUGCCAUUCAAGUACCAAUUACGUCUUUACAUGUUGCACAUACCUGAUAUAUAUACACGCAAGCUGAAACAAUUAUAUUCCACUUGCAUUAAUCAUGAAAGUACAUAACUUGAUUGUAAUGUUCUUAAUUUAAAUAAAGCAUGAAGUUACA